GCAUAUUUCAUAGCGGGAGCUGCACACACAUACACACGGACACAAGACUCAAAUAUUCUGGAAUGAUCUCCAUCAUCACCACCACAAUGAGGCACGUCAAGAGGCCAAAUCGGGGAAUUUUUUCCAAACGUCAGGAGAUAUUGCUGCUCUUCUUCUGUCUUUGUGUUCCCACGAUGGAAGCCAUUCAUCCGGACUGCGCCGUCAUUGCUCAGCACCUGAGGGCCCGAGAGACCUGCAGGCAGGCGAGGACGAGAGAAGUUCAGAACCAGACGGCGCGCGGCGGAUGCCAGACGGAGUGGGACGAGAUCGGAUGCUGGCCGAGAGCCGAUGCGGGUCAGGUGGUCAACGUGUCGUGCUCUGACGUCUUUCAGCAUUUCUCCAGCGGUCAAGGGUUCGUUUACAGGAACUGUACAGCGGACGGCUGGUCGGACAUUUAUCCGCCCUACGAGGAAGUGUGCGCUUUCAGUGACGACGGCGGGCCCGAAUCCGAGACCAGUUACCUGUCCACCUUCAGACAGGUGUACACUGUGGGCUACGCCACCUCGCUCAUCUCCCUCAUAACGGCCAUAGUGGUGUUCACCGCUUUCAGGAAGUUCCACUGCACCAGGAACUACAUCCACGUCAACCUGUUCUCCUCGUUCGUCCUGAGGGCCAGCGCCGUCUUCGUCAAAGACACGGUGCUGUUCGCCGACGAGACGCUGGACCACUGCUCCGUGUCCACGACGGCGUGCAAGUCGGCCGUGGCGUUCUUCCAGUUCAGCAUCCUGGCCAAUUACUUUUGGCUGCUGGUGGAGGGCAUGUAUCUGCAGACGCUGCUGGCGCUCACCUUUGUCUCCCAGAGGAAGUACUUCUGGUGGUACAUCCUGACUGGAUGGGGGCUCCCGUCGACGAUUCUCGUCCUUUGGGUGCUGACCAGAUUCUUCUAUGAUGACACAGGUUGCUGGGAUGACACGGACAACGUUGGCAUUUGGUGGAUUAUUAAAGGCCCAAUAACAGCGUCGUUGCUGGUGAACAUCGUCAUCUUCGUCAACGUGAUCCGCAUCCUGGUCCAGAAGCUCAAAUCUUCCGCCAAGUCCGGGAACAACGAUGCUGGACAUUUUAUACGGCUGGCCAAAUCCACGCUCUUCCUCAUCCCUCUGUUCGGGAUGCACUACACCGUGUUCGCCUUUCUGCCCGAGAGCACGGGCGUGGCGGCCCGGCUCUACAUCGAGCUGGGCCUGGGAUCCUUCCAGGGCUUCGUGGUGGCUCUGCUUUACUGUUUCAUGAACGGAGAGGUGCAGGCGGAACUGCGGAGGCGGCUGUGGAAGUGUCACAGCCGAAGUCGGCAAACGCCCGCCAAACGAAGCCUCGGUCAGUUUAGUGUCGGCGCACGCGGGGGGCUGCGACGGCCCCCCUCCUCCGGCAACAUCUCGACCGUAUGACCGUAAGGAAACGCUGGACUGACAUUUAAUUGCACGCGUGCGGGACAUUACUGCUCACCACCAUUUUGGCUUGAGAUAACAUGAGGGUGGAUUGUUUGGGAUUGUUCUGUGCUGCUCUGAGCCUUUGGAACACUUCCAGUGCGUGUCAAAAAUGUUUUACAGUAUGUUGGUUUAGGCUUUAUUUGUAUUACAUUUUGUGUAAUUUUUGGACCCAAAAUGCAUUUUUAUGUGGGACUUUUUUGAGAGUUUUGUUGCGUCAAAAUUAAAUAUUUUUAAAAGCCAAUGAACUCAAGCAAUACAGUUAUACUUCACAAUUGUAUUCAUCAUUGGUUCAUUUAAUUUUUAUCAUAUUGGAUUACCUCAUCGAUAUUUUUUUCACUUUAGUUGGCUUGAUAUGUUUUUCCGUACUGUAUGUAUGCAUUCAAUACUGUUUCCGUACGUUAACAUGCUAUUGAAUUUGCACUAAGUCACCAAAUGUAAAAAUGACAAAAGACUGUGCAUUUUAUGUCUUAUUAUUCAUUUCAAACCAGUUAGUGGAAAUUGUGUUUUACCAUCCAUUUUUUUUUAAAUCUUACUGUACAGUAUCAUUAGACACUUUGUAUCGGUCUACACUGACGUAUUUUCACACAGUAUUUUACAUGAUAUUUAUAUAAAAUAUACUGUAUUUCCCCUGUUGUUGUGAAUGUACUGAAGGAAACGAGAGGGGGAAAAAAA
Messenger RNA from Phycodurus eques (leafy seadragon), 2135 nucleotides. RefSeq names its product vasoactive intestinal polypeptide receptor 1-like. Lineage: Eukaryota; Metazoa; Chordata; Actinopteri; Syngnathiformes; Syngnathidae. The coding region runs from base 63 to 1421 and encodes 452 amino acids. Gene Ontology annotation, molecular function: G protein-coupled peptide receptor activity; vasoactive intestinal polypeptide receptor activity; peptide hormone binding. Gene Ontology annotation, biological process: cell surface receptor signaling pathway; adenylate cyclase-modulating G protein-coupled receptor signaling pathway. Gene Ontology annotation, cellular component: plasma membrane. The record is from RefSeq and is a predicted model, not a curated record. The transcript is spliced from 13 exons.